GGCCCGGGCCAUGGCGAUAGACCGGCGGCGCGACACGGCGGGCGGCGGGUCCGGCCGGCAGCCGCCCCCGGCCGAGGAGAACGGCUCCCUGCCGCCCGGGGACGCGGCGGCCUCGGCGCCCCUCGGGGGACGCGCGGGCCCCGGCAGCAGCGUGGAGAUCCAGCCGCUGCCCCCGCCGCACCCCGCCGGCGGCAGCGCGCACUCGAGCUGCUGCUCGGCGGCGGCGGCCCCGAGCCUCCUGUUGCUGGACUACGACGGGUCGGUGCUGCCCUUCCUUGGGGGCCUGGGCGGGAGCUACCAGAAGACCCUCGUGCUGCUCACCUGGAUCCCCGCGCUGUUCAUCGGCUUCAGCCAGUUCUCGGAUUCCUUCCUUCUGGACCAGCCCAACUUCUGGUGUCGUGGGGCCGGCAAAGGCGCCGAGGUGGCGGGGGCUACUGUCACCGGCCGGUGGGGUGACAUGAGCAAUUGGACCAGCCCCCCGACCACCCCCUUCUUCACUGCCGCCUGGGGGGCCGCGGGCAACCGGAGCAACAGCAGCGGUCCGGACGGAGGGGACACGCCGCCUCUCCCGUCGCCUCCGGACAAGGGGGACAACGCUUCUAACUGCGACUGCCACGCGUGGGACUAUGGCAUCCGCACCGGCCUUGUCCAGAACGUGGUCAGCAAGUGGGAUCUUGUGUGUGAUAAUGCCUGGAAGGUCCAUAUCGCUAAGUUCUCCUUACUGGUUGGAUUAAUCUUUGGCUACCUAAUAACUGGAUGCAUUGCUGACUGGGUUGGCCGGCGGCCUGUGCUGCUGUUUUCCAUCAUCUUCAUUCUGAUCUUUGGACUGACUGUAGCACUCUCAGUGAAUGUGACGAUGUUCAGCACACUCAGGUUCUUUGAAGGAUUUUGCUUGGCUGGAAUAAUUCUCACCUUGUACGCAUUACGGAUAGAGCUGUGCCCACCUGGAAAACGGUUCAUGAUCACAAUGGUGGCAAGCUUCGUGGCUAUGGCAGGCCAAUUCCUCAUGCCCGGGCUGGCUGCCCUGUGCCGGGACUGGCAAGUGCUGCAGGCCCUGAUCAUCUGCCCCUUCCUGCUCAUGCUGCUGUACUGGUCGAUAUUUCCUGAGUCCCUCCGGUGGCUGAUGGCUACCCAGCAGUUCGAGUCUGCAAAGAAGUUGAUCCUGCACUUCACACAGAAGAACUGUAUGAGCCCCGAGAGCGAUAUCAAGGGUGUGAUGCCAGAGCUGGAGAAGGAGCUUUCCCGAAGGCCCAAGAAAGUGUGCAUCGUGAAGGUGGUAGGAACCCGAAACCUGUGGAAGAACAUCGUGGUCCUGUGUGUAAACUCGCUGACAGGGUACGGCAUUCACCACUGCUUUGCAAGGAGCAUGAUGGGCCACGAGGUGAAGGUACCACUCCUAGAGAACUUCUAUGCCGACUACUACACCAUGGCCAGCAUCGCGCUGGCCUCCUGCCUGGCCAUGUGCGUGGUGGUCAGGUUCCUUGGGCGCAGGGGAGGGCUACUGCUCUUCAUGAUCCUCACUGCCCUGGCCUCGCUCCUGCAGCUCGGGCUCCUCAACCUGAUCGGAAAAUACAGCCAGCAUCCAGACUCAGGGAUGAGUGACAGCGUCAAGGACAAGUUCUCCAUUGCAUUUUCUAUCGUGGGCAUGUUUGCAUCCCACGCAGUGGGCAGCCUCAGCGUGUUCUUCUGUGCAGAGAUCACCCCCACAGUGAUAAGGUGUGGUGGGCUGGGGCUGGUGCUGGCCAGCGCAGGCUUUGGCAUGCUGACAGCACCCAUCAUCGAGCUGCACAACCAGAAAGGCUACUUCUUACACCACAUCAUCUUUGCCUGCUGUACACUCAUCUGCAUUAUCUGCAUCCUGCUGCUGCCGGAAAGCAGGGACCAGAACCUGCCUGAGAACAUCUUCAAUGGGGAGCACUACACGAGGCAGCCGCUGCUGCCCCACAAGAAGGGAGAGCAGCCGCUCCUGCUUACCAAUGCUGAGCUCAAGGACUACUCAGGCCUGCACGACACAGCUGCUACAGGUGAUGGGCUGCCUGAGGGUGCCACAGCCAAUGGCAUGAAGUCCAUGUAGCUGGCCAAGACCCGCUGCCAUCCUGCAAGUCCCCUGGGACUCAAAAGGCUGGAGGGAGUUUGGACACAGAUUUAGAGACCAGGGAGAAGAACCAUGGCAAGAAGAAGAAAGUCCAACUCUGCUGCUGACACCAUCCAAUUGUGAGACUUUCAAGUGGUGUGGGGAAAUUCUAUCUUUCCAAAUGUCCAAGGAGUGGGAUUAAGGAAACAGACUCUAGAAAUAAUUCUUCAAGACUUUCUUUUCUGCCAUUGAAUGUUGGUAUUUAUUUUGGUCAUUUUUACAAGAAGCACUUUAUUCCCUUCCUUCUCACUGAUCAUGAGAUGGAACAGCCUUCAGGAGUGAGGCAGGGUCACUGGGGAAGACCCCAGGAGUGACCAACACAGCAGCCAGCCUCCUCGCUGGAGGUCCUUACAGCUCCACACCCUCCAGCUGCACCGCCAAUGCUCACUGGGCAGGCCUGGAGCCGCCACGUAGGCCACCCACCUUAGACAGUCAACACUCUUGGGGAACAUUCUGGGGACUACAUUUGAGACAGUGAAGUGUACACAGUUAGUGUUUUGCUAAUCUGUAUGUUGUAAAGUCCCUUUUUUUCCCAUUUUUGUUUGUAGGGUAGUUUCCAUCCAUGUUAGGGGAAACAGCUCUUGGAUAUCAUCAAAACCAGCUUAGCCCUCAUUCCUUCUGGAUCAUCCCUUGUACUUGAUGCUUUACCAGAAAUCUAAAAUGAUCAGCGAUAAUAUUCACCAGUUUUCUGACACCGGGUUUGCUUAGUUUAAAAAAAUAUUCAAGUAGCAAAUGUGUUGGGGUCUGAGACAUUCAUUUUUAUUAAAACUUCUUCCCAGAUUUGGCUCCAACAGAGAAAUUCCCUCCUCCGAUCACUUUGUUGCCAGCACUACUUGAAAAUGUGGCUCCUGUGUGAACUUUAAUAACAGGAAAAUAAUUGAGAAAGAUGACUGAGGCAAAUCCCAGGAGGAAGCCUUGCCCUCCCACAUGUGGCUGUCACCCACAUCUGGAACACAUACCACAGAGAGCACCAGCUCAGAUGGCUGGCAUUCUCCCGGGAUCCCAGAGCCACAGCACUGCAGGAAACCAUCCUCUCAUGUCUUCCUCUUCACUUCCACCUGUCACUCACUCAGCACAGAGGGGCCUAGGACAGGAGUGCAGAUUGUUCACAGUCCAGUCCACAUGGUCUCUAGCCUCUUGAAAGAAGCAAGAAGUGAGAAAGCAAUAACUCACCAAAGCUCAACUCCCAUGCUGCCCUCUCCCAGGGUUCUGAUUAUGUUCCUCAUUUUGCCCCAGGCAGUGGAACACCUGGGGCUGCUAAGAAACCAGCUUUCUCCACACAGACAGGCACUGCUUUGUAGCAACUCAGGCUCCUGCUUUUCUGGACAGGUUGGCUUACUAGAACCAUCAGUCUUGCCCCUCUGAUGCAUCUCUGCCAUGGACUGUGUUCAGCCAGGGAAAUCAGUCUUGGGCCUGUGUAGCCAAUUAGAUGACUUCAAAUGAGUUGCUAGAAUUCAAAGGGCCAGAAAGGGGUUGAGUUUCUCCCCCUCCAGCUCUCCACCUGGUCUGUUUCUUCCUGUUUCACCCACCUCUUCUCCACAUCUGGUACACACAUCAGCAGGAACCCGCGGCCUUGAUAAAGACCUUCUGGGGCCAGUAAUCAGACGUGCAGUCCUGUAUUUGCAGCAGCUGGGCCUUUGCCAACUCAUCAUCUGAUGCCUGUGGUCUGACAGUCUUGCUCCAGGACAGAUGACAGGGGAUGGAGGCUGUCUGGCCAGCCUUCCCCAAACCUGCUCCAAAUCCAGCUCUUCUUCACCCACCCUGGUCUUUUUUCUUAAGCCAUCUUGUUCUGUGUGUCCAUUCAGUCUGCAUUCACCUCUUACAAAGGCCUUUCUUUAGAUCUGUGCAAGCCUUUGCGUGCCAAACUUGUCAAAUACCUUUUACCUUUUUUUAGGGUACUUGCUACCAAGUCGUCUGGCAGCAAACCCAGCUAAAUAUAGGACAGAACAUAUACAGAAGUUGUGAGCAAUCUCACACUGGUCGUUCAGUGCUUUAUAAAGCAAUGUAUGGAAGCUACAGAAUGCUGCCGAAAUCACAAGAAUGUGGUGUCAAGGUAUAGCACUUCUAAACUUUUCCACCUCAAGUGACAAUG
Molecule: messenger RNA, 4226 nt
Organism: Dipodomys spectabilis (banner-tailed kangaroo rat)
Lineage: Eukaryota; Metazoa; Chordata; Mammalia; Rodentia; Heteromyidae
Gene: Slc22a23
Product: solute carrier family 22 member 23
Exons: 10
Coding region: 11-2074 (687 amino acids)
Biological process (GO): transmembrane transport
Cellular component (GO): membrane
Molecular function (GO): transmembrane transporter activity
Source: RefSeq, a predicted model, not a curated record